Messenger RNA from Ylistrum balloti, 2235 nucleotides. Its product is annotated as ADAM 17-like protease. Bases 1 to 2235 code for a protein of 744 amino acids. The transcript is spliced from 23 exons. The record is from RefSeq and is a predicted model, not a curated record. Lineage: Eukaryota; Metazoa; Mollusca; Bivalvia; Pectinida; Pectinidae. Gene Ontology annotation, biological process: Notch signaling pathway; membrane protein ectodomain proteolysis. Gene Ontology annotation, cellular component: plasma membrane. Gene Ontology annotation, molecular function: metalloendopeptidase activity.
AUGAGGAUAUUGGCAUUUCUCAUGGCUAUAUUUGCCUCUACAAAUAUAAGCACAGGGGAACAUGAUAUGAGACUGAAGUAUUUUGAAACUCUGAAGAUAUCUGACAUCAGAUUACGAACCCGAAGAAGUAUUGACCCCAAUCCUAAGUCUCAUUUGCAUCAGGUUUCCUUUUACGCCCUUGGAAGAGACUUCCAUCUUGAUCUUCACCUGUCCACCAUCAUACAACCAGGAUUUAAAGUUACUGUUGUUGACAGUGAAGGGAAAAAACGCAAAGAGCCCAUUGACUACACACAGUUUUUCAGUGGUAAAUUAACAGGUGAUGCUGAAUCUGAUGUCACCGCUCAUUGGGAGGAUGAUGUUUUGAUGGCUAGUAUUAGUACAAGCGAAGAUGAUUAUGUAAUAGAGCCAUCAUGGCGUGUACUUCCCCCAUCCAGUAACCACAGUAUCAUUGCCUACAGGAAGUCGGAUCUUACGUGGGACCAUCCCUCUGACAACACUGGCUACAAGGAAAGAUUUUGUGAUGGAACAAACAGCACUGUUGAUAGAGAUGAGGAUUUAGAAGCAAACAGAAUUGAAUUGAAUGGAGAAAACUUUGAGAGCCGGAAAAAAAGAGACACAUCCACGAUGAUUUCAAAUCAUAAAUCAUGUCGUCUGUAUGUCGUUGCUGAUUACUCAUUUCACUCCAAUAUCGGGAAAAACAAAAUUCACUGGACAGCAAGUUAUCUGAUCAGCAUUUUAAACAAAGUGAAUACAAUAUAUAAAAAAACAAAAUGGCCAGACGAUAAUUCGUUGUUGUCUGAUUUCGGAUUUGAGAUAGCAGAGUUAAAGAUCCAUGAAGGCUAUACGUAUGGAAAAGGGGACCACUAUAAUAUGCCCAACAGGGAAUUUAACACUACCCGUCUGCUGCAGGUUUUCAGCAGAGGGACAGAGUUCCAGGGUUACUGUCUAGCUCAUCUUUUUACCUAUCAGAAGUUUGGACGUGGUGUGCUUGGUCUGGCCUACAUAGCGUCUUACAAACAGAAUACGCCAGGAGGGAUAUGUUCACCUUCUUUCGCAGUGGAUGGCCAUUUGUCCACUCUAAACACAGGCUGGAGUACCUCGGCUAACAGUCAGGGCAACAGAGUUCUCUCCCUUGAAGCAGCGCUGGUCACUGCUCAUGAAUUAGGUCACAGUUGGGGGAGUGAACAUGAUGCAAGUCUACGAUGUACACCAAAACAUGAAGAAGGUGGUCACUAUCUCAUGUAUCCCUACUCUGUCAGCGGGUAUGAGGCCAAUAAUAAGUAUUUCUCGCCCUGCAGUAGAAGAUACAUAUAUGUGGUUAUGAAAUCAAAAGCCAAGGACUGUUUCACAGCAAAGAGGAAAUCCUUCUCUUUCUGUGGGAAUGGUCGCAUAGAUGAAGGUGAGGAGUGUGAUGCAGGGGUGUUUGGUGACCAGUGCUGCAACAAAGAGUGUCAGCUGGUGAAUGAUGCUGUUUGUAGUCCAUGGAAUUUUGCAUGUUGCCGUAGUAACUGCAAAGUGGCACCAUCAGGGACAGUGUGCCAUGACAUGCCAGACGACACUAUCAGCUGUAAAGGAACAGCCUACUGCGAACACAUUGGGAUUAACAUGACAUGUCCCAAACCAAAGGACAAGGCAGAUAACAGUUCCUGUGUGGAUGAAGGUCGAUGUAUCAACGGUACAUGUUUAGGAUAUUGUGAAUUGAGAGGGAAAGUGGCCUGUAUUUGCCCCCAAGAAUCUGCUUGUUUCCGAUGUUGUGUUAAACCUAGUGACAUCAAUGGUCUCUGUGAAAUAGAACCAGAGAUGGAUAAACUACCUGAUGGCCGUCCUUGUUACCGUGGAUACUGUGUCAAUGGACACUGUGAGAAACAGAUUGCCGAUGUCAUACAGCGGCUUUUCAGCCUCAUAGAUAAUAUUACUGCAGAUGAAUUAGUGGCCUUCAUGCGAAGCAACAUUGUGGGAACCAUUAUCCUUUUCUCUUUAAUGCUGUGGAUUCCUGCCAGCUGUACUUUCAGCUAUUUUGACAAGAAGAAGGAGAGACGAUACUACAAAGAAGCACAAGGUUAUACUAAUAGAGGUUAUUUUGACCGCAGUAGAUCAUUACAUACUUUAGUUGAGGAAGACAAAAAUCGUGUGUGGCAUUAUGGGAGUUUCAAGCUACGACAUGGUGGCAGUGUGGUGCGUAAACAGAAUCUGACGACUGGGUAUGCAGACUUGGAACGGGAGUCAAAAGUUUAG